ACAGUAUCAAAACGUCUUUUAGAGGGAAAAAUAAAUAAAUACAAUCACCGCUCAAAUUGAUCCAAUCAGUAUCGACUAUUGAAGCAACCUGAAUUCAACAUGUACGUGUUUCAUUCUUUUUUUUUUCUCUUACAAUAAAUACAAUAACGCAAGCAACCAUGUCAGACAUGUCAGAUGAUGAUUUCCAACCUCUUGAACCUACUCUUCAAAACAUUUUAGACCAAAAUUCCCUUCAUUGGAUUUUUGUUGGUGGCAAAGGUGGUGUUGGUAAAACAACUACUUCUUGUUCUUUGGCUGUUCAACUUUCCAAGGUCCGUGAAUCUGUCUUGCUCAUCUCAACUGAUCCCGCUCAUAACCUUUCUGACGCGUUUGGACAAAAGUUUUCCAAGGAAGCCACACUUGUCAAUGGCUUCAAUAACCUUUACGCUAUGGAAAUUGAUCCUACUUCAAGUAUUCAAGAAAUGAUUGAACAAUCUGAUCAAAACAAUCCUAUGGGUGGUAUGAUGCAGGAUUUAGCUUAUGCUAUUCCUGGUGUGGAUGAAGCUAUGGGUUUUGCUGAAGUCAUGAAGCAAGUCAAGACCAUGUCUUAUUCUGUUGUUGUGUUUGAUACUGCCCCUACAGGCCAUACACUUCGUUUCCUCUCUUUCCCUACCGUGCUUGAAAAGGCAUUGGCCAAGAUCAGUGGAUUGAGUAGUCGCUUUGGCCCUAUGGUGCAACAAGUAUCAGGCAUGAUGGGUAUGAAUGCCAAUCAAGAAGACAUGUUCUCCAAAUUGGAGGAAAUGCGUUCUGUAAUUACUGAAGUCAAUAACCAAUUCAAGGAUCCUAAUACCACUACUUUUGUCUGUGUCUGUAUCUCUGAAUUCUUGUCCUUGUAUGAAACUGAACGUAUGAUUCAAGAAUUGACUUCUUAUCAUAUUGAUACACAUAAUAUUGUUGUCAAUCAAUUACUAUUCCCUAAAGAAGGAUCUAACUGUGAGCACUGUACUGUUCGACACAAGAUGCAACAAAAAUACUUGGAUCAAAUCUAUGAUCUCUAUGAAGAUUUCCAUAUUGUGCGCAUGCCCUUAUUAACAAAAGAAGUGCGUGGUGUAGAAGAAAUCAAGGAGUUCUCCAAGAUGUUAACCGAGCCUUUUCAGGAAAAGAAAUAAACGUUAGCCAAUCAUAUCUUUUAGAAUUUUUUAUCAUAAGCCCCCUUUCUUUUUUUUUUUUCUUUUU
Molecule: messenger RNA, 1215 nt
Organism: Gilbertella persicaria
Lineage: Eukaryota; Fungi; Mucoromycota; Mucoromycetes; Mucorales; Choanephoraceae
Product: ATPase GET3
Exons: 6
Coding region: 159-1148 (329 amino acids)
Biological process (GO): post-translational protein targeting to endoplasmic reticulum membrane
Cellular component (GO): GET complex
Molecular function (GO): ATP hydrolysis activity; ATP binding
Source: RefSeq, a predicted model, not a curated record